AUUACCUUCAAACCAACGUCAUUUUCUACACACAUGUACAAGACAAUCAUCAUAGAUAAAAUCAAUUCAGUGAAAGAAAAUUAUACCAAGAAGGAAAAUCCGUCCGCUAUAUCCGCCGAUGAUGUUGGGACUCGCAAUAAGAAGAGAAAACAGAGCGCCAGUGUUAAAGCAGAGAAGAAAGCGGUGAAAAAGAAGAGAACAGCAUCACAGGCUGUAGAGUGUUCCAGUUGUGGGAAUGAUGACCAUGCUUCUCCUCGUUCGCCUCUUUGUCCUAAUCACAUACAAUCAAAGGACGAGGCCAUUUCAUCUGUCCUUGGCCAUGAUUCUACUGUUUUUACUAGGAAGCUUCCUAUCGACACUCGUGCAUAAUAAGAAUGCCAUUCCUUCAGAAGUCUUCACACA
This is a messenger RNA of Mycotypha africana, 402 nucleotides long. RefSeq lists its product as uncharacterized. The annotation marks the transcript as partial. NCBI's taxonomy places the organism in Eukaryota, Fungi, Mucoromycota, Mucoromycetes, Mucorales, Mycotyphaceae. The transcript has 4 exons. The record is from RefSeq and is a predicted model, not a curated record.